Alnus glutinosa is the source of this 1701-nucleotide messenger RNA. RefSeq names its product serine decarboxylase 1-like. Gene Ontology annotation, biological process: carboxylic acid metabolic process. Bases 163 to 1593 code for a protein of 476 amino acids. Gene Ontology annotation, molecular function: pyridoxal phosphate binding; carboxy-lyase activity. The record is from RefSeq and is a predicted model, not a curated record. Lineage: Eukaryota; Viridiplantae; Streptophyta; Magnoliopsida; Fagales; Betulaceae. The transcript has 6 exons.
CCUGCGCACGCGCCUCUCAUAAAAAUCAUAAACAGCGUGCGUACUCCCAUUCUCUCGCGCAUUGCGGCCUCUUCCAACUCCCAAGCCUUACCCACGUCCACAUUCUGAGCGAUUCCACCGCCGCUUCCUUAGCCCGCGCUUCCUCUCUUUUCUUUCCGAGCAAUGGUUGGAAGCAUUGACGUUUAUGCAGGCGACCUGGACACCGAGAAGAUCGAGCCGUUGCCGGAGGACUUCGAUCCGACGACGGUGAUCAAGGAGCCUGUGCCUCCGGUAGUGGAAGUUGAGACCGAAGACAAGGACAAGAAGAGGGAGAUUGUGCUUGGGAGGAAUGUGCACACCAUGUGCCUGGCCGUCACGGAGCCUGAAUCUGAUGAUGAGGUCACUGGGGAGAGGGAGGCUUAUAUGGCUAGCGUCUUGGCUCGUUAUAGGAAGUCCCUCAUUGAGAGGACCAAGCGCCAUUUGGGUUACCCCUAUAACUUGGACUUCGAUUAUGGUGCUCUGGCACAGCUGCAACACUUUUCCAUUAACAACCUUGGGGAUCCAUUUAUAGAGAGCAAUUAUGGUGUCCAUUCCAGACAAUUUGAAGUGGGUGUUUUGGAUUGGUUUGCCCGUCUAUGGGAACUGGAAAAGAAUGAGUACUGGGGCUACAUUACAAAUUGUGGCACGGAAGGCAAUCUUCAUGGUAUCUUAGUUGGGAGAGAAGUGUUUCCAGAUGGGAUUUUGUAUGCCUCACGUGAGUCACAUUAUUCAGUCUUUAAAGCAGCACGAAUGUACAGGAUGGAGUGUGUAAAGGUGGACACUCUAGUCUCGGGUGAGAUUGACUGUGAAGAUUUCAAAUUCAAACUUCUUUGUCACAAGGACAAACCUGCCAUCAUAAAUGUUAAUAUAGGAACAACUGUUAAAGGAGCUGUUGAUGAUCUUGAUCUGGUUAUACAGAAACUUGAAGAAACAGGAUUCACCCAUGACAGGUUCUACAUCCACUGUGAUGGGGCUCUGUUUGGUCUCAUGAUGCCUUUUGUCAAACGUGCACCAAAAGUUUCUUUCAAGAAGCCUAUUGGAAGCGUGAGUGUUUCGGGUCACAAGUUUGUAGGAUGCCCAAUGCCAUGUGGUGUGCAAAUAACGAGAUUGGAUCACAUUAAUGCUCUCUCAAGGAAUGUAGAGUACCUUGCUUCUAGGGAUGCAACAAUCAUGGGUAGCCGAAAUGGCCAUGCUCCUAUCUUCCUCUGGUACACCUUAAAUCGGAAAGGAUACAGAGGAUUCCAGAAAGAGGUUCAGAAAUGCCUUAGAAAUGCACACUACUUGAAAGAUCGUUUAAUAGCUGCAGGGAUCGGUGCAAUGCUGAACGAGCUGAGUAGCACGGUUGUCUUUGAGCGCCCACAAGAUGAGGAAUUUGUUCGAAGGUGGCAGCUUGCUUGCCAGGGCAACAUUGCUCACGUUGUGGUGAUGCCCAACGUCACAAUAGAGAAGCUUGAUGUUUUCUUGAAUGAGCUGGUUCAGAAACGUGCUACAUGGUUUGAAGAUGGAGAGCUUCAACCUCCUUGUAUUGCAUCAGAUGUAGGCAAAGAAAAUUGUCUUUGUGCAUUGCACAAGUGAGACAAUUCUAGCAAAACACAAGCAUGCAAUUCCUUGUUUGUUUGUUGUGUCAGAUAUUCAAUACCUAGAAGCUGCUCAUUUUUAAUAAUUCAACUUUUUUUUAUUUUA